AUGUGUGCCUGCGGGAUACUUUUGACUUUUACUCUGCUUUUGCAUUUUCUGGGUGUUCACUCAAUGAAUCCCCUGUUUCCAAGCGCAUCCAGAGGCAUGAAAGUGUCCAAGUCUGUUCCUGCUGAGGGCAACAGGAGAGCCAAAUACGGCAAGAGUUUGCUGUCAGCAUCACUGUUAUCCGGAGACCUACAGUCCAGAAGGGCGAUCAAGGAUGCGAUCGAACCUCACGAUUACAUGAUUUCCAUAUAUAAGACCUUUUCAGCGGCUGAAAAACUGGGACUGAACGCGAGUUUUUUCCGCUCGUCUAAAGCAGCAAACACCAUAACGAGUUUUGUGGACGAGGGUCAAGAUGAUCAUUUGAACUCCCCGCUCUGGAGACAGAAGUACUUAUUUGACGUAUCAACGCUUUUUGAAAAUGUGGAGAUCCUGGGUGCUGAACUAAGGAUUUACACAAAGAUUUCCGGAAGCUUCCGUGCAUCUGAAGCCGGUCCUGUGGAGAUACAGCUGCUCUCCUGCCAGACUCGCACUGUCCUUGAUUCACAAACUUUAGAUCUGGAGGAUGCACAUAAACCAAAAUGGGAGGUUUUCGACGUCUGGGAGAUUUUUAAGGAACGUCAGCACCACUCACAUGGCACCCGCUUCUGUUUAGAGCUCAAGGCCACACUGGAUAAUCCAGAGAGAGAAAUCGAUUUGCAAUAUCUUGGAUUUCACAGACAUGGACGCCCGCAAUUGAAGAAAGCCAUACUGGUUGUUUUCACUAGGUCAAAAAAGAGGCAAAGCCUUUUUUAUGAAAAAAGAGAGAAGAUCAAGCUAUGGGGUCUGGAUAGUAUCGGAAAGGAAAGAAGAUCCCAUUUGAAAUCCCGCCGGAGUAGACGAACUGCUCUACCCAAUCGUCAUGGCAAGAGACAUGGCAAAAAGUCGAAAUCUAGAUGCAGCAAAAAGCCACUGCAUGUCAAUUUCAGAGAGCUGGGUUGGGACGACUGGGUCAUCGCUCCAUUAGAUUAUGAGGCUUAUCACUGUGAGGGCAUGUGUGACUUUCCCCUCCGAUCUCACUUGGAACCAACCAAUCAUGCCAUCAUACAAACUCUAAUGAACUCAAUGAACCCAAGCAACAUGCCGCCCAGCUGCUGCGUCCCCUCCAAACUCAGUCCCAUCAGCAUCUUGUACAUUGACGCAGGGAAUAAUGUUGUGUACAAGCAGUAUGAAGACAUGGUGGUGGAGUCCUGUGGCUGCAGAUGAUCAAACUAAUGCUCAAAC
This is a messenger RNA of Danio aesculapii, 1257 nucleotides long. RefSeq names its product growth differentiation factor 6b (gene gdf6b). Gene Ontology annotation, biological process: SMAD protein signal transduction; BMP signaling pathway. Gene Ontology annotation, molecular function: growth factor activity; cytokine activity. The transcript has 2 exons. The record is from RefSeq and is a predicted model, not a curated record. NCBI's taxonomy places the organism in Eukaryota, Metazoa, Chordata, Actinopteri, Cypriniformes, Danionidae. Gene Ontology annotation, cellular component: extracellular region. The coding region runs from base 1 to 1239 and encodes 412 amino acids.